This is a messenger RNA of Orbilia oligospora ATCC 24927, 1740 nucleotides long. RefSeq lists its product as uncharacterized. Lineage: Eukaryota; Fungi; Ascomycota; Orbiliomycetes; Orbiliales; Orbiliaceae. The record is from RefSeq and is a predicted model, not a curated record. Bases 1 to 1740 code for a protein of 579 amino acids. Gene Ontology annotation, molecular function: protein binding. The transcript has a single exon.
AUGUCGUCGGAGAACAAAAUCAACCUCUCGACACUCCCCUAUGACCUUAUCUAUGACAUAUGCGAAUACCUCACUAACGACGACGUCCAAAGCCUUCGACUAGUCUCCACAGCCGUAGCUUCCAGUAUCCCACCUACGCGCCUGGAAGAAAUACAGUCUCAACGAACUAUUUUCAAACAUCCGUAUGAAUUAACACGAUUAAAGCGUCUUGCAUCUCUUCCAUUGGAGCAAAGAAGUCGCAUAAACCAUAUUAUCAUCGACCUCGCAAAUCCAUACGUGGUACCGAUUUCUAGUCAUGAGUUUGAUGGUUUGCUACAGAACUACUCUGAAGAGACCCGUACCAAGCUAUUGAAGUUCUACCAGAACUACCGCGAUAGAAAUACACAUGGAUCUGGGGGUGGAUAUGGAAGAACUUUCAAGAGACUUGCGGAGAAGGUUCUUUGGAGUAGCGGUGUCAGCCAGGUAGAAUCGGAUUCGGGAACUGAGACGGAAUCGAUCUCUAGCGACCUUUCGUUCACCACCCGCUCUGGGAUAUACUCGAUGCUAAGCGAGAACUUCGCAUCGAACGCGGACACACAGGUAUCGAAAUUCAAGAAAUCAAAAGAACAACAAGAGCAGAAUUUCGACUUCUUUAAAUGUCUGGUCGAAACCUUCAAACUUCUUCCCAACCUCAAGAUUAUAAGCUUCAAAGACAGAUCACGUUUCGAACAAAACGAGAAUUACAUCCCGACGGUUUGGAAAGCAUUCAAUCCGGCUCUAGCAGCAUUUCUCAAGAACAACCCCGGAAUCGAGAGUUUUCCAUGGCAUGAAUGGUUCCAAAGUAGUGCUGGCUACGCUUAUGGACUUACCCUCUCUUACGCCUACCCAGGUGUCUUAUUCUGCGCCGCCCAUGCUCAAUGCCAGAUAUCUGAGAUCCGCAUGGAUGGAUUGGGUUGGAACAGAACCAUCGAUUCAGUCCCACUCUGGAAAUUCGGACGAUGGUACCAAUCGAAAGACGGACUAACCUUUCGACCGUGUGUUCCAAGAGAAGGACAUGAUCCCGUUGACUUACAAGCUUUUAAAUAUACCUACAAAAACCUCUCUCGCCUAGAAAUAUGCGUGGCCCUCGAUUGGACGGUGGAAUAUAGAAAUGAAAAAGAUACAUCGGAACUGUUUAUGACAGUCAUACGAAAUGUCCAGGUUCUGGUUAUUACCAGAUUAUUGGAUGUGAUUUCGGAGGCUUGUAAACCUAGCUUUGUGUUCCCGCAGAUGGCCGUUCUGCCGAACUUGCGGAGUCUGGAGCUUAUCAAGGCCGGGGUCACGCUGAAGGCUCUUACUGAGUUCCUGAUCGCGAAUAAAAAGUCGUUGAAGGAGGUAUUGUGUAUUUUCACGCUACGCCAUGUUGUGAAAAAAGAACAUAUGAUCAGCUUCUUGGAAAAGGUCAGAGAAGAAUUAGAUCUUAGGGUUUUUAAAAUGGAUUUCUUGACCAAUAAACAGCCUGCGAAGGGUUGUUACCUCUCUGUCGAUAUUAAGGGGAGUUGGAAAGAUGACACUGGUGGGUAUGAUAGAUAUCAAGUAGGAACAAAGUGCGAAAAGGGAAGAUUUUGGGGAUGGCAAACCCCUGAAGAUCGAGAACCGUUGCCACGGUCGAAUUGGGUAACAAAGACAUCUUGGGGGGGUUUUAUUGAAGGAAUAGAGGGGAUUGACACUGUGGAGAACUGUUCCCAGCAUUUGGAUGGGAAUAUUAAAGAUCAUGAUUAG